Messenger RNA from Nematocida parisii ERTm1, 2010 nucleotides. RefSeq lists its product as uncharacterized. NCBI's taxonomy places the organism in Eukaryota, Fungi, Microsporidia. The coding region runs from base 1 to 1989 and encodes 662 amino acids. The record is from RefSeq and is a predicted model, not a curated record. The transcript has a single exon. Gene Ontology annotation, molecular function: protein binding.
AUGACAAAUCCGGUGAAUACCAGCACAGAGAAAGAAGAGUUUUUAAGAAAAGUAGAGAGAGCAUUGGAAUUUUCCAGGAGUGAGAAGAAUAUUCCAUUGGAUAAUGCAGUAAAAGAGAAAAUAGUUAAAAUCAUAGGAUCACCCAUUCACAGAGCACACGACUCUAUUAUAGAUUUACUGAAUAUUUACAUUCAGCCAAAAGUAAAGAUUGAAUGGAUUCUUUCCACACAGCCAGAAUUAUUAGAGGGUGUCCUGGUUAUACUUAACAAAAUAAGCAUAAAAUCACAAAUUAUUAUAUUUUAUACGAAAGAAAUUCUUAAAUUUAUUUCUUGUGCGUGUGAGACUGUGUGCACAGAAAACCAGAUAAAUCUUUUAUUCAUGCAAUUACGGAUAUGCAAUGAAUUCAGUGAUGAUGAAUACUUCAGGGAAAUUGAGAAGAGUGCAAUAAUUAGACUAAAAUCUAUUUUAGGCAUUGAUUGGGAGUUUAUAGGAAAGCCGGGGUAUACAAGCAGUGGGCAGAGUGUGAGUGUUCCUGUUUUAGUUUGUAAUGUGAUGGUAUGUAAUACUGUAAAGGGCGAAUUUGAGAGCAGUGCGGGUUUAGAUGAUUUAGAGAAUACAAUUGAAACUGGGGACAGGUAUUUUCUAUUCCCAAAGACAGAAGUUGCUGUAUACAACAUGAGUAGUCAUCAAAAGGAUCUUUUGUAUUUAUAUGCUAAGCAUUUAGUAUUAAUAGGGACAGAGUCGUAUAAAUCAGAAGCUAAAGCCAUUUCACAGAUGCUUUUACACAACGGGUAUUCUCUUGAUGCACUAUUAUUAUAUGCCGUGUGUAUGGUGGACAGGCCAGUAGCUGCGCUUUCUGCAAUUGAGUAUGGCAUAACCCCUGAAUUACCCCAUAAAGAAAAGGAGCAUGACAUAUUAUGGGCGCAUGCAUUGGUUUCAACAGGAUCACAUACUCUUGCAAUCCCACUAUUUGAAAAGCACAGGGAGGCAGACCGGUUAAUUACAUCACUGAUUCUUGCUGGGAAGAGUGAAAUAGCAAGGCCGUUAUUACAGGAGAAGAUUUCCCAGAUAAAGGAGAAUUUACAGAUGCAAGAGAUUGUGAGUAGUACAUGUCUUUUAUAUAAAAAGUCCGCGCACUCUAAUGAGCCUGUGACUCUUUUAAAGAUUGAACUGGCCUCUUUACUAUUUUCAUUCGGUCUAAUGGAAAACAGCAUAGACCAUCUGAGUGAAGCAUUUAACUUAGUAAAAACCGCAAAGUAUGCAAAAGCACUGUGCACUAGACUUCUUCUGGCUGGGAGGCAUACAGAAGCACUGGCUAUUCUCCAGAGCUGUAAUUUUGAGGUAUUAGACAUUGACACACUAUUACUCACUGCGAUAUCCUUUGCACAAAUGAAUAACUAUGAAGAUGCAGAGCGUAUUAUUAAGUAUGCAGCAAUAUUUAACCAGAAGAGUGAAAAAAUAGAUGCUGCACUGCAGAGAAUUCUUAUACAGCAAGGAAAGAUAGAAGAGGCCAUGGACCAUUUACUUAACAAGAUAAAAACGUACACUCCAAACAUAGGAAGAGAUGCCAAUAUGUUAUUUACAUUUGGAAAUUCCUUUAUGAUGUUUAAAUAUGCUGAAGAAGCCAUGCUAUGUCUUUAUCUUAAAACAGGCCAGGUUCCUUCUCAGUGGGUUGAUACUCUUCUUAAGUCAGCAGAGUCACAUAAAGAAGCAAAAGAAGCCUUUUUACGUGUAUGCAUUGGGAUAAAGAGCCUUGGACUAGUUGAUAUGAUCAAAAAAGCACUGAGUUAUUCUUUAGAAGUAUCUGCAUCAACUGAGUACUAUGCCAGAAAGAGGCUUAUUGAAUAUGCAAUACAUAAAAAAGAAUUUUCAUCCGCGCAUGAACACCUCUCUCGCAUGAAAAGUCUUUCCACUGAAAUAGACCAAAACCAAGACUACUUAGACACAGUUUAUGCAUUUUAUAAGAGUCAAGAGAUGCAGCCAGUAUAAAGUUAUUUCAACAUACCCAGA